GUCCCCGAAAGAGGGGAGACGCGCAACUUCGGACAAACUCCUUGGAGUUUUACAAAAACUGCAUUUUAAAAAACUUCUCUCGACCCCCAAGGUGAAAAAGGCGCUUUGCAAACACUAAAGUGGGUGAAAAGUCGACCAUUAGGUGUGUGACUAUCCACACACACAGCGGCAUCUGCUGCGGCGGUGAUGGAGCCCGAGGAGGAGGCAGUGCCGCAAGAGCCGAGGCGGACAGGUGGUGCUGCGCUGCUGCUGCUGCUGGACUACACAGCUGCCUGUUGUCAUGGAGGAGCAAAGAUGGCGGUCCUGGCCUAUAGCCUGGGCAAACGCGAAAUAAACCAACAUUUCACCGUCAGAAACGCCAAACUGAUCUCGCUGGCGGCGGUUCUUGUGCUGCUCCUCUUCCACACGGCUUUGCGGUAUUACGGAGGCGGAGACUCGUGUGAAUGGCUGCUGUCCAGAGGACGCUACUUGGGGGAGAAUGUAUGGCAGCCUUAUGGCUGUAUGAUGCACAAAUACAAAAGCAUUGAAGCCAAAACAUGCCUUUCCAAGAAACGGGUGGUCUUUACCGGUGACUCACGCAUCAGGCAGCUCUUUUAUUCCUUUGUGAAAAUUGUCGACCCAGAGCGGACUGAGGAGGGAAAUAAGCAUGAGGACAUCUUCUUUCAAGAUGAGAAGUCCUCUCUUAAUGUGGACUUUCUUUGGUAUCCAGAGGCAAACGACUCGAUGAAGGAACGCUUGAUGUCAUGGACACAUGAAGCUUCAGCGACGCCAGAUGUAGUCAUCAUCGGAGCAGCAACAUGGUCCAUCAAGUUGCACAGCGCCAGCAGCCAAGCCCUGCAGCAGUACAAAGUCAACCUGACAGCCAUUGCUGGGCUUCUGGAUAGACUGGCUGAGCAUGCGGAGGUCUACUGGGUCCUGCAAGAUCCGGUUAAUGAGGAGAUGUUGAGUGAGAGCAGGAAGAUGAUCACCAACCAUCAGCUUGACCUGUACAACGAAGCAGCGAUGGAGGUGCUUCGCGGCAGUGGGCGGUCUCGGGUCAAGCUGCUGGCAGCGGCCCGUCAGGCGGCUCUGGAGACCAUCGUAAACUCAGACGAUGGUUUACACCUGCCAGAAAGCACCAGGAAUGUGGGAGCCAUGGUUCUCAUGAACUCGCUGUGCAACAAGGUACUGAGGCCCAUCGACGGCUCCUGCUGCCAGGCGAUGCCCCCCCCAAACCUGUUCCAGAAACUGUCGGCCUGUCUGUUCCUGGGCGCAGCCGUCGUCUACGCGGUCCUCCAUGUCCUCGGCUACAACCGGCAUCGCCGACCCGUCCCCACCGACGUGGAGAGCCUCGAGGAGAAGAAGCCCGCCGCUGCGGCCGCCCCCCUCGGACCCAAGGCUCCUUUCCAGGCCCUCUGCAGGAUGGGCAUCAUCAUGUUGUACUUCUACCUGUGCGACCGAGCAGACGUGUUCAUGAAGGAGCAGAAGUUCUACACGCACUCAACGUUCUUCAUCCCUCUCAUCUAUAUACUGGUGCUGGGGGUGUUUUACAGCGAGAACAGCAAGGAGGCUAAGUUACUCAACAGAGAGCAAACAGACGAAUGGAAAGGCUGGAUGCAGCUCGUCAUCCUUAUCUAUCACAUCUCUGGAGCCAGUGCCUUUGUUCCUGUGUACAUGCAUGUGCGGGUGUUGGUGGCUGCAUACCUCUUUCAGACUGGUUAUGGACACUUUUCCUUUUUCUGGCUCAAAGGAGACUUUGGACUUUAUAGAGUGUGUCAGGUGUUGUUCCGGCUGAACUUCCUUGUGGUGGUGCUUUGUAUUGUCAUGGACAGACCGUACCAGUUCUAUUACUUUGUCCCCCUGGUGACGUUCUGGUUUGUCAUCAUCUACGCCACCAUGGCCAUGUGGCCUCAGAUCCUCCAAAAGAGGACCAACAGCAGCGGUAUCUGGCAUCUCGGAGUUCUGGCGAAGUUACUGGGCCUUUUGCUGUUUAUCUGCGUCUUAGCCGUCUCACAGAGUUUCUUCGAGGGCGUCUUGUCAGUGUGGCCCAUCUCCAAGCUUUUCGAGCUGGACGGAAGCAUCCACGAGUGGUGGUUCAGAUGGAAGCUGGACCGAUUUGCUGUGAUUCACGGCAUGGCGUUUGCCUUCAUCUACCUGCUGCUGCAGAAGCGUCAGGUGUUGUUCGAGGGCAAAGGAGAGGCUCUCUUCCCUGCAAAGAUUUCCAACCUGCUCCUGUUCCUCUCCGUCGUUUCCUUCAUAACUUACUCGAUAUGGGCGAGCAACUGCAAAACCAAAACGGAGUGCAACGAGAUGCACCCUUACAUCUCGGUGGUCCAGAUUUUGGCCUUCAUUCUUAUCCGGAACAUUCCUGGCUAUGCGCGCUCCGUGUACAGCUCAUUCUUCUCUUGGUUCGGAAAGAUCUCCCUGGAGCUGUUCAUAUGCCAGUACCACAUCUGGCUGGCAGCAGACACCAAAGGAAUCCUGGUCCUGAUCCCAGGGAACCCUACGCUCAACAUCAUGGUCAGCACCUUCAUCUUCGUUUGCGUGGCUCAUGAGAUUUCGCUCAUCACCAACGACCUGGCUCAGGUGGUCAUCCCCAAAGACAGCAUGGCCCUCCUGAGGAAACUGGGGGCUCUGGGGGUCUUGACUUUAAUCCUGCUGGUGCUGAGCAGAAGUAACCAGCUCACGGCCGGAGCUUGAAGGAUACCGGACACGGGCGAGUCAACAGGUCAAACUCUGGAUUUAUUUAUUUUCUUUUUUUUCACGGUACCGGCGGCCACACGAGGAGACAAGUCGGAGUACUUCUGUAAAAUAAGAAAGCUCGGCAAGAGGAAUAUUUAAAAAGGACAAAAAAAACACUGAAAUGUUUACAUUACCUGCUUUGUAGACCCGAAACCACUUAACCUGGGCUCAGGACUUCAUGCUAGCUGUGAACCGCGCAGCAUUCCUCCCGCCUAGCCAAACACGUUUACUAUGAAGUUUGUUUCCUCGCUCCUCUGAGGAUGUCUCCGUCCACACGGCAGCAGCGUCACCACUACAUCCGUACACCUUCUGCUUUACCAACACUCUGGACCGCGCACCAUCUUUUCUUUGGCGUCUGGGUUGCUCCACUGCUUCAAAAACUAUCAAAGCUAAAGUAAAAAAUUUAGCAGUGCAAUUGUUAAAAUGUUUUUUUUUGUUUUUGUUUUUUCUCGUUCCCCUUUCGAAGCGAUGUUUGAGUUUACUGCGUUUGCAGAGCGGCGCCGCGGUCACCUGCUGUAGCUCAGAAACCACAUGUGACAUGUACAGUAUUUAAUGACUUAAAUUAAGCUUCUAUUUUAUACAGUUUGGGCCUUGUUUUUGUACUUUGCGUCCAUAACUGCUGUUUGUGAAGUGUGGCAUAGAGAAUUUUGUACCCCCAUCCAAACUAUCCCGUAGACAAGGUUGAGCCUUCCGGUCCGGUAGUCGUGUGUAAAUAGUUGUAUAUUUGUACGAUUGGACAGAUUUAUUUUGUACAGCUGCUUUUUGUCUCUUGUUCUUACUUUUAAAAAACAUGCCUCAUAAUAGCUGUGGUGGAAAAUGCACCAUGUUGCACAUAUUUGCUCUACCAUAGAAGAUAAAAGUCCUCCCUCAGCCUGUGAGCGAAAAUAUCUUUUAUUUUAUUAUUAUUAUUUAUGUGUAGGUGAAGGCUUCUGUUUUUUUUUUUUUUUUUGGUUUCCUCCAGAGUUCUGCAUACGGUACACGUUCAGGCACCUGAAAUCAGAGCCACUUCAGCAUUAAAGAAAAAAAAAAAAACUUUGUAAUGCACUGACAGAGCCAAGAGGACACGUUACUGAUGCAUACGUGAAAAUAUUUUUUAACACGUCUCUGUUGCUUGGUAAUUGUCCCUUUUGCCAGUUUAUGUUCAACUGAGAGGGAGCACUUUCAUUGUUAAACCUGCGUUUUAUUUUCUGCCUUCGUCUUUAAGAUGAAAUCCAGAGUUUAGCACAUCUAUUUUUUUUUUUUUUUUAACCCGUGUAUAUCUCUGCUUAUAGAAAACGAUAAUUCUAUUAAAUCGGUGUUGCAUAUGAAUUGUUGAGCUGCACAUUGCGUCUACCUUUUGGGUAGUAAAACGUUGGGCGUCAAUCAUUUUCUAUUUAUGUGGGGGGGGGGGUUGUUGUUCCUUUUUCAAAGGAAAAUGAGGGGGGAACGUUUUGUUUUUGUUAGAACACAAUCUGCAGCUUUUUUUAAGGUUGGGCCCAGGUUUCCGCCCCCCCCCCAAACUGAAACAGAACCAGGUCCACCUGCAAUUUCUUCUUAAGUCAGAACCCGGUUAUAUAAAUAUAACGCGUGGUACAUGUAUUUACCGAGCUUUUCCCCUCGUCUUUUUAAUCGAGCAGCAGCAAAGUGGUGAACGGGGGGCCGUUGUUUCACGCCUUAACUGAUCUGUGGGAUCGUGUAAAAGCAACAAACAUUACUCCCUUUUUUUUUUAAAGGGCCUCCUCAAAUAUUACAUGUUUUAGUGUUCUGUGUGUGGUGUCUGACAAAGUGUGGAACAGUCUUCAUAUUUAUAAAUGCCUUUAUUCUGUUGUACAUUGUUUAAUAAAAAAUAAAAUACA
Molecule: messenger RNA, 4556 nt
Organism: Fundulus heteroclitus (mummichog)
Lineage: Eukaryota; Metazoa; Chordata; Actinopteri; Cyprinodontiformes; Fundulidae
Gene: casd1
Product: CAS1 domain containing 1
Exons: 18
Coding region: 187-2679 (830 amino acids)
Cellular component (GO): Golgi membrane
Molecular function (GO): N-acetylneuraminate 9-O-acetyltransferase activity
Source: RefSeq, a predicted model, not a curated record